This is a messenger RNA of Paramecium octaurelia, 1565 nucleotides long. The record is from the annotation of a GenBank genome assembly. Lineage: Eukaryota; Ciliophora; Oligohymenophorea; Peniculida; Parameciidae.
AAUACAUUUAAGAUAUUCAAUGAAGGCAUUAAGAUUCAAGCAUCUAUAUGGAGAAGAAAUGAAAUCAAAGUUUGAAUAAGUAACACCAACCACCAUCACUUGUGACUCCACCAUGGUCAAGGUAUCAAUAUUAACUAAAAAAAUACUAGGCCAAUUCUUUAUACACAGCCCUUCUUUGGUAAACCGGUGGUGGCGGACUUGUUUGUGUUGUUAAAUCCGAUAAACCCGCUAAGCUUCCUUUUGACACUCCUAUGAUCAAAGGACAUUAAGGUUUUAUAUUAUGUGGAUUAUUUAGGUACAAUAUUGGAUUUGGAUUGGUAUCCUUUCGAUGAUGAGUACUUGGCUACUUCAUCUUAAGAUCAAAACAUUUGUGUUUGGAAAAUUAAUGAUUUGACAAGUGAUAUCACAGAGCCUGUAACAACAUUAUCAGGACACGAUAAAAAAGUAUUUCAAUGGAAUAAUUAUUAGGUCAACUUAAUUUCAUGGAAUCCAACCUCUGCAUGGGUCUUAGGAUCAGCUGCUCAUGAUCAAACAGUUAAAGUUUGGGAUGUUCAAGGAGGUGCAGCCAGAAACACAAUCAAUGCUAAUGCUUUGCCAUAUUCUAUUGAUUGGAAUCUUAAUGGUUCAUUAAUUGGGUCAUCUUGGAAUGAUAAAAAAUUGAAAAUCAUAGAUCCAAGAUAAUAGACAAUAACCUUGGAAGUCAACGCCCAUUAGGGAACCAAGCCAUAGAGAUUUGCUUGGUUGGGAUCCACUGGAUAUUUCGUAAGUGUUGGAUUCAACAAAACCCAAGGAAGAGAAUUCUCAUUAUGGAAUGCCAGCAACCCUUCAGAACCUGUAUCAACAACUCAAAUUGAUACAGGAAGUGGAGUCCUCUACCCAUAUUGGGAUGAAUAACUCAAAGUCCUUUAUUUAACUGGUAAGGGAGAUUCCAGCAUUAAAUAUUUUGAAUUCCUUGAUGGUUAAUUACAUUUCCUAAAUCAAUACACCUCAAAUAAACCUGGAAAGAGUUAUGCAUUUUUCCCCAAAAGAGCUGUGGAUGUGAGUAUCUGCGAAGUUAACAGAGCGGCUAAAAUCGAAGAGAAUGCCCUCUCCUAUGUUCAACUCAUUGCUCCAAGAAAGGCUAACACAUUCUAGGAGGAUCUAUUCCCUCCUUGCCCAGGAACACAACCAGCUUAAGUAUAGUGAAUAUGCAUAUCAUUAGACUGCUGCUCAAUUCUUCUAAGGUCAAAAUAGCAAUCCAGUAUUAAUCAGUCUUAAACCAGAUUAAUAAUAAUAAUAACAAUAACAGUAGUAAAAUGUUGUUUUUACAUAAUAAUAACCAAAACCAUAACAAUAAUAGUAAUUAACACAACCAGACAACUCAAAAAUUGUAAUUUAAUUUAUUAUUUUAAGGCGUAAUUAGAGUAGAUUGUUUAAAAUCAAUAAGAAUAGAUUAGGGAUUUAUAAGCAUAAGUUGAAAAAUUAAAUCAUGAGAAUCACAUCCUAAAGGAACAAUUAAAUUAAUAUGAAUAACAGAAAUAUUGAUUAUUUAUUCAUAAAUAUGCAUUCAAACAUUAAUAUUAUAC